Vitis riparia (riverbank grape) is the source of this 1172-nucleotide messenger RNA. Its product is annotated as protein At-4/1. The record is from RefSeq and is a predicted model, not a curated record. NCBI's taxonomy places the organism in Eukaryota, Viridiplantae, Streptophyta, Magnoliopsida, Vitales, Vitaceae. The transcript is spliced from 8 exons. The coding region runs from base 25 to 777 and encodes 250 amino acids.
GAAUUUUGAAAAGUGGAAGGAGAAAUGGCGGCAACCAGCGAUGAAGAAAUGGAGAGUCUACUCUCCACCUUCGAUCAGAUCUACAAGGACUUCCAAAACAGCGUCGUAGAAGUCCAGCUCCUCAGAUCCAACUGCAAUGUGGAGAUCGAGAAGCGCCAAGCUCUUCAAUCCACCUGCGACAGUCUCAAGCAAGAUAAUGAGCGACUUAGAAAGCUAUAUACAGAAUCCUUAUACAAACUGGCUGAGCAGCUUGAACGUCGUACCAAAUGCCAAAGUUUGAAAGAGGAACUGAAACGAGUCAAUGAUGAGCAUCUCAGUAAAGAAGAUGAACAUAGGAAGGCUAUUGAAAUGCUUCAACAAAAUCAUGCAAUAAAGGUUGGGGAUCUAGAGAAUCAGAUCAGAUGCUUGCUACUUCAAAUAGCUGCAAAUGAAGCAACCAUAAAUCACCUCCAUAAAGACUCAGCAGCACAUAAGACCCAUAUACAAGCUCUAAUGAACAGGUUGGAGCAAGUUCAGUUUGAUGUGGAGUCCAAAUAUCGUCAAGAGAUUCAGGAUUUAAAGGAUUGUCUUAUGGUUGAACAGGAGGAGAGAAAUGUUUUGACUAAGAAGCUCCAAAAUUUGGAAAAGGAAAUGCUGAUUAGCAGAACAAAGCUGGUUGAACAGCAACGAGAUUUGGCUUCAAAUCGACAUGUUGAUACGCUGAAACAGAAGAUCAUGAAAUUAAGGAAAGAGAAUGAGGUGUUAAAAAGGAAGGCACAUGAUGCAAAAGAGGGCUAGAGCGUUUUGCUUUGCUUUGGAGUGGAGUACUAGGGUAUGUUGCUUUGUGACUUUGCCAUUGUGCUUGCAGACUUGAUUCUGUAUAAGCAGUAAGUGCAAUAGACCACAACCAAACAUUCCAGAAUCUUAAUCCAAGAAUUUAAAUGUUGGCUGGAUCAGUUAGAAUUCAUCUGUUGGGAAACUUAGAAAAAGCAUGCUGUGUAAAAUGAUACCAACUUCACCAGCAUAUAAACACAACUUUCAAAUGUAGGUUUACUAUUAGAUGCAGCAGUCCUUCCUUUACUUCUCCCACGUGAAGAAUUAAUAUGUGGAAUCUCAUAUCUCCUCAGUCCUGUUAUGUAUAGCAAUCAUAUAAUACUCUUGUAUGAUAAUUUUAAAGCGUUACUCUUAAAACA